GGCUGCGCACUUCCGGCCGGUGGCAGGGCCGCUUCACAUCGCCUUUUCCGCCGCCACCCCCGCGAUCCCGGCUCCACUCCCAGUCGCAGCGCCGAUCGCAGGUCGGUUCCGGCAGGCCAAGCGUCGCUUCGGAGCGCAGUGGCAGCUGACUGCGCGUUCUCGAUCCCCUGGGACUCGACAGCUUCUCCGCCGUUAUGAACAUCCGCAAUGCGAGGCCCGAGGACCUGAUGAACAUGCAGCACUGUAACCUCCUCUGCCUGCCCGAGAACUACCAGAUGAAAUACUACUUCUACCAUGGCCUCUCUUGGCCCCAGCUCUCCUACAUCGCUGAGGAUGAGAAUGGGAAGAUUGUGGGAUACGUCUUGGCCAAAAUGGAAGAGGACCCAGAUGAUGUGCCACACGGACAUAUCACCUCACUGGCGGUGAAACGUUCCCACCGGCGCCUCGGCCUGGCUCAGAAGCUGAUGGACCAGGCCUCUCGGGCCAUGAUCGAGAACUUCAACGCCAAAUACGUCUCUCUGCAUGUCAGGAAGAGUAACCGGGCCGCCCUGCACCUCUAUUCCAACACCCUCAACUUUCAGAUCAGUGAAGUAGAGCCCAAGUACUACGCAGACGGGGAAGACGCGUACGCGAUGAAGCGGGACCUGACUCACAUGGCCGAGGAGCUGAGGCGGCACCUGGAGCUGAAGGACAAGGGCCGGCACGUGGUGCUGGGCGCCAUCGAGAACAAGGUGGAGAACAAAGGCGGUUCGCUUCCGAGCUCGGGAGAGGCCUGUCGCGAGGAGAAGGGCCUGGCGGCUGAAGACAGCGGUGGGGACAGCAAGGACCUCAGCGAGGUCAGUGAGACCACCGAGAGCACCGACGUCAAGGACAGCUCGGAGGCCUCUGACUCGGCUUCCUAGAGCCUGCCCUGGCCCGCCGUCCUGCCCGGAGCUCUCCAAAUAAACUUCACCCCGUGGUCCUGGGGAA
This is a messenger RNA of Oryctolagus cuniculus (rabbit), 969 nucleotides long. RefSeq names its product N-alpha-acetyltransferase 10, NatA catalytic subunit (gene NAA10). Gene Ontology annotation, cellular component: NatA complex. Gene Ontology annotation, molecular function: protein N-terminal-serine acetyltransferase activity; protein-N-terminal-glutamate acetyltransferase activity. The record is from RefSeq and is a predicted model, not a curated record. NCBI's taxonomy places the organism in Eukaryota, Metazoa, Chordata, Mammalia, Lagomorpha, Leporidae. Gene Ontology annotation, biological process: N-terminal protein amino acid acetylation.